Molecule: messenger RNA, 1802 nt
Organism: Tricharina praecox
Lineage: Eukaryota; Fungi; Ascomycota; Pezizomycetes; Pezizales; Pyronemataceae
Product: cytochrome P450
Exons: 5
Coding region: 138-1790 (550 amino acids)
Molecular function (GO): iron ion binding; heme binding; oxidoreductase activity, acting on paired donors, with incorporation or reduction of molecular oxygen
Source: RefSeq, a predicted model, not a curated record
CCCACAACGAACGACUGACAUGGUUCGGGCCGCCACCAUGAAGUGGAUACAGGAAAGGCUUCGGUAUAUAGUAUAUUCCGGACACCGAUACUUGUGCUGUGUUUGUCAGAAGAAUAUCAGGCUAUCGUAACGGCAACAUGAUGGAUUCUUUCAAGUCUCUUACUGUACCGGCUACUCUUAAUCCUCUGGCACUUGCAGCGACAACGCUGAAAGGAUAUGCUUUGCUCGGGAUCGUGGGCGUGGUGCUGGUAGCACUCCUCACAAAAUUCCUCACCUCCGACAAACGACGAAAACACCUCCCACCGGGCCCAAAGGGUCUGCCUCUCAUCGGGAGUCUUCUAGAAUUCGCCGAAUCCGACGAAGUCCCCAAGAAGGUAGAGGAAUGGGCCCGAAAGUAUGGCGAUAUCUUCCAUCUCCGGCUAGGCCAGACGGAUUACAUCUAUCUCAACACGCCGGCUGCUGUUAAGGAGUUGAUGGAUAAGCGAAGCUCGAAGUAUUCUUCGCGGCCCUUUCUACCCAUGGCGUUUGGGGUCGUGUCCGCUUUUCGGAGGAUGCUGUUUAUGGAGUAUGGGCCUGAAUGGCGGAGCCAACGCAAACUGGUGCACAACCUCCUCAAUAUCCGCCGCUCGAUCUCCUACCAGCCUGUCCAAGACUUCGAGUCCAAGCAAGUGAUCUUCGACAUGCUCGACAACCCCUCGGGGUUCUACGACCACAACCGCCGAUACUCCGCCUCGGUAAUAAUGCUCGUAACCUACGGCUACCGCGUAACGAGCUGGAAUGACCCCGUGGUGCAAGAGAUCUACAGCGUACUCGACAACUUCACCAACAUCUCUGCACCCGGCGCCUUUCUCGUAGACUCCUUCCCCUCACUCGCCAAUUGGCCGCAAUGGCUCCUCGGAAACUGGAGGAGCAAGGGGCAAGCCAUGUACGAACACGACAGCAAAGUCUACCUCAAGCUGUGGCGGCGGCUGAAGUCGGAAGUCGACGCGGGCACCGCUGCAGAGUGCUUCUGCAAGGACUUCUACCUGGCCGAUCCGAGCAAGAAUGGUAUUGAUGAGCUGGGCGCGGCGUUUGCGGCCGGUGGAUUGGUCGAGGCCGGCUCCGAGACCACGUCGACCACGCUCAAUAACUUUAUCCUGGCCGGUCUACUGUUUCCUGAGGCGAUUGCAAAGGGACAGGAUGAACUCGAUAGAGUUGUGGGUAGCGAUCGGCUGCCUACAUGGGACGAUGAGCAGAACCUACCUUACAUUCGCGCGAUGGUUAAGGAGAUCCUCCGGUGGCGGCCCGUCAACAAGUUUGGGAUGAACCACGCGCUGAGCGAGGACGAUUGGUGGAAUGGAUACUUCCUGCCGAAGAACUCGGUUGUCAUGUUGAACUGGUGGGCUAUCCAUCGCGACCCAAAGAAAUGGGAAAACGCAGAUCAAUAUAUCCCCGAGCGGUACCUGGGCGUGAAUGAGUCAGCUGCCGACCUCAGUACCGCAGCAGACCCGAACGGCCGCGACCACUGGACCUACGGCGCCGGCCGCCGCAUCUGCCCGGGAAUCCAUGUCGCCGAGCGGUCACUAUACAUCAACAUUGUACGGUUCGUGUGGGCAUUUGAUCUGCACAAACCCGUGGAUGCGGCUACGGGUAAGGAGAUAGAGCCGACGAUGAGUAUGGUUAGGGGAUUCCUCAGCACGCCGAACCAGUUUGGAGCCGAUAUCCGGCCCAGGAGUAAGCGCCAUGCCGAGGUAGUGAGAAGGGAGUGGAGUAACGCGCAGAGGGAGGGGUUGAAAUGGAGUCGAGACUAGGACAUGUUUGAG